UUCGUCGAGAUAAGUUGUUUUGAUUCUACUUUCUUGCCCGAAACAGAGUCUCACUGGACGUGGUCUCUGAAUUCCCACAUUGUAGACCCACAAUCGUAGCCCUAUUACGAAUUCAUGCUGCGUUCAUUACUGGGGAUACGGGGAAUUGAAAGCGACAGAAUCAAUUUCGUGUGUGUUUUUAUAUUCAUUCAGACUCCAGACACAUUUUUUUUUCGAACACAGAAUAUGUGGCGCUAAUCGGAAAGUGAAAUUUGGAUUUAUAUUCAAUUGAAGAAGUUAUCACUCACACGCGAAGUGAGAAUGAAGUUCCAUCUCGGUGCCCUCAUCGUGCUAUCACUGUUUGGAUACUGCCACGUAGCUCCCGCGUUUGGUGACGCCUUCCAGUUGGGUACUGAACAAACCUACAGAUACCAGAGCGAGGUACGGGCGGGUAGUGCAAGAAAUGCAUCACGCACGGUUGGUUAUAUUGUGAAGGGGAAGGUCCACGUGGCCACAGUGUGGGGCGAUGAUGAACACAAGCUGUUGCGAUUUAAGAUUUCCGAUAUCGUCCUGCACACUGUCCCAGGAGAUGUCACCCACAAGACCACACUUUCAGCCGUAAGCACUUCCCCAUUCUACGCCCACUGGAAUCUUGGGCAUGUGAAAACUUUGUACACCAGCAUACGCGAGGAUGUUUCGUUGGUCAAUUUCAAAAAAGGGAUCGCUUCCCUGUUCCAGUAUCAACUGUUAGACGGCAGCUACGUAGAAGUUGAUCCUUCGGGAACGUGUGAUGUACAGUACACUUCCUACUCGUCAACCCGCUACCACAAAGCAAAAACCAACUGUAAAUUCCCCGGCGAUCGAUUCGAACGAACCGAGUAUCCGCUUCGAAGUUUGGGCCGAAACUCACGUAGCACAGAUCUCACUGUUGGUACGGAAGGAACGCUGGAAAAGGUAGUAGCGCAAGACUACCUCAAGUAUGUGGUUAACGCGUACGAUAAUGUGGGUGCGUUUAUUGAAGCAGUCACGAAACUUGACCUGGAAGGAAGUGCGGAUGGGGUGAAUUCAUGGCCAGGCACAUCAAUCGAGGAGGUAGUUAAACAGAUCAAUCUCGAAGAGUAUACGUUGACCUCGCAAGAAUUCGGACCCAAAAAAUGUGAAGGAGUAAACUGUCACGGGCUUGUAAAACUAAUUAAGAACUUCAAAAAUAGUCUCACAAAUGAACAAAUCGGCAAACAGGAUGCGUCUGCCGCUUUAAUAGAGCUAGUACAGCUGGGUCGUAAAAGCUCUUCGGAAGAAUUAAAUCGCAUCAUAAAGGCGAAAACACUACAAGAGCAGAAAGGUCAACUGUUGGAUCUGUUGGGAGCCAUUCAAACUGUUGAAUCUCAUGCUGCUGCCAAGAGCAUACUCACGUACGAAACAGACGAAGAACUGUUUCUGGCAGAGAGGUAUCUUCAAGCUUUAGCGGUCGGUAGUCGUCCCAAGCGAACGGUUAUUCAGGAUUUGCUUGCGAUGGCCGAGAAGAAACCGACCAAUGAUAAGUUCUACGACACGCUUGUACAAACUAUCGCUUCGAUGGCACACCGCUACGCCAGGUUACCAAGUAAUUCAUAUGAUACUGAUCUGGUUGAGAUGGUAAAGGAAUUUCUACUGAAACGAUUGGAAGAAUGUCGCAAGGAUAGUUGUAAACAGAAAUACAUCCGGGGAUUUCACAACCUCAAAUCACCGAAAACACUGGAAGUGCUGGUAAAGCUGGCACUGGAGGGCAGUCCCAAAAUUAGUGUGACUGCCAUGAAGGCGUUGAGAUCAUUUUCCGUGUUCGUAUGGGAUGACGAUUUCAAAGCGAUAUUUGAGGAUAUUUUCUUUCAAGCUUCCAAGAAAUUUGAUUCCAGUGCUCGAGCCUUGGCAUUGGAUAUCCUAUUGGAUCUUAAACCGGAUACAGAAGAAUUAACACAUAUAAUGCAGUACCUCAAAUCAAAAGAUAAGGUAUAUGAGGUUAAACAGUACCUUCUCCAGAAGCUUCAUAUGCUGGCAAGUCGUUGUCCAGACUUUGCUGAAAUGCUGAAAAAGAUUGUCCGUCGAGACCCGAAGUUGAACAACUAUCAUGUAAUCGGCGCUAGAGGAUUAUCUACAGCACUUACCAGAACAUAUUCAACGGCUCCAUCGUUCAAUUCUUCGCUAGUAUCUCUCCAAGAGAUGAGCGGAGGGGUUUUGAAGCGUGGCAUAGUGGAUCUCACAUUGGAAGCAGAACAAGAACAAUUCAGCAUGUUCACUUUGGGACUUUUUGCAGGUGGAUUGUCCUCUUUUGUUAGCAGCGGAGAUAACGAAGAGAUUGAAGAUGACUCCGAUUCCAUUGCUGGAAUGGAAUUAACGGUACAAUCGUCGGUUCUGCGUCCAUUGGUUUUCUUCGAUGGUAAAGGUGAACUGAUGGGACACGUGUGGAGUGGAACUGCAUCGGAACCCACUCCAGCAUAUCAAGCCACUACGCUGCUACAGGAUAACGAAGAACGUUUCCCAUUGCAAAAUGGAGCUGCUGUGAAACUGAGUACGAUAGGGGCCAUUUCGAUUGAUCUUAAUGGGCAGGUGACUAUGAGUCUCUGGGGAAGGAACGCCCACUCGAAGGUUGAACAAAACACUGGAAUCGCUGUUCAUGGAAGUCUUUCGUUGGAAACUUCCUUCGUUGGUUUGAGUGUAGAUUUCAAUAUGGCUCAAGAGCCACAGCUGCACCUUACAUCCGAUUUGGACUUUUCUUCAGAAUCAGCUCUCUGCAUGCAACUGAUGCAGCCGAAUAGCGUCCUCACCUACAAGGUGACGAAUCGGGUAUUCAUCCCGGAAGCGAGAUAUCAAAAAGUGCUUACCACCAAAAUCACACACAACAUUCCCGGCUACACACACGCGCUGAAUCAGAAAAAUAACGCUAUGUGCAAUCUUAUUGCCAGCAGUAGUUGACCAACAUUAAUGAGAGUUAGGAAUCUCGAGCCCAAAGCUACCAUUUUGCUCCCAAAAAUUACCGUUUAGGAUGAAGUAAAAGUGUGAAAUGUGAAUGUGUUGUGUGGUUGAUUAAUAACAAAAAGCUACGUAGAAAUUAGAUUGAGUAAAUUCAUGAUUUAAUAUAGUAUGAGUUUCAUUUUGAUACAUAA
Messenger RNA from Toxorhynchites rutilus septentrionalis, 3119 nucleotides. It is a transcript of the gene Mtp, whose product is annotated as microsomal triacylglycerol transfer protein. Gene Ontology annotation, biological process: lipoprotein metabolic process; lipid transport. Gene Ontology annotation, molecular function: lipid binding. The coding region runs from base 301 to 2928 and encodes 875 amino acids. Gene Ontology annotation, cellular component: endoplasmic reticulum; Golgi apparatus; basolateral plasma membrane. The transcript is spliced from 6 exons. The record is from RefSeq and is a predicted model, not a curated record. Lineage: Eukaryota; Metazoa; Arthropoda; Insecta; Diptera; Culicidae.